Messenger RNA from Nematolebias whitei (Rio pearlfish), 1122 nucleotides. RefSeq names its product coiled-coil domain containing 137 (gene ccdc137). NCBI's taxonomy places the organism in Eukaryota, Metazoa, Chordata, Actinopteri, Cyprinodontiformes, Rivulidae. The transcript is spliced from 6 exons. The record is from RefSeq and is a predicted model, not a curated record. The coding region runs from base 84 to 842 and encodes 252 amino acids.
CACUUCCGGUUAAAGUUCGGAACGGAAGUUGAAGUUUACGCACUGUUCCACGUGUGAUAAUGUUUUGAAUUUAACAAGGUGUCAUGGGGAAAAAUAGGAAGAAUCAAGUUAACAGGCCAGAUAACCAAGUGGACAAGGUCGGACGAAACCAGAGUAAAAAGAAGCAGAAAAGAGAUGGCAAACCCAAGAAACCAGAGGACCACCUCCAACACAUUCCUUUCAGGCUUCGAGAGAUGAUGAAGAGCAAGGAAAAAAUGAAAGCAGGAGCCAAAACGCUCAGAACAGCCACCUCCCCUCACCAUACACAAUAUGGUGCCCCAGAUGGAGACAUCCCUGUCCCACAUUUCAGAAGAGGAAAACAUGAAAGUGUAGGCUCAUAUGUCAGUCGCAUGGAGACCGAGACAAAACACGUCUUAUUCCUCACAAAGAACCAAGUGGACAGAAAGCCUGAGCUUGAUGCAGACGAACAGGAGAAGCUUGCAGGCAAGGAAAAGUCAGAGAAAAAGAAAGAGUAUGCUAAAACGAGACUGAACAAGCUGCAGCAGAAAAAGCUCGACAAACAAGAGACCAGAAUGGAAAGAGAGAUGUUUGUAGAUAACGUUCCAUUUGGUGAAGUUGCUAUGGCCCCUCCAUCGCUCAGUGCCAAACCCAAAAAGGCCCAGGUUAAAAAUCCGAAGGCUCCGAAGCAGCUGCUUCUCAACUCUCUGCUGGGCCACACCGCAGCCUCCACAGCGAAACCUUCCAUGGCCAGACAGAGACUCGUGGAGGAGGAGAGACGGCGAGUGGUGGAGGCCUACCGUCAGCUCAAGAAACAGAAGCAGAGCAGAAGUGCAAAUCCAUGAAGUGGGGACUUGAAUAAAACCUCUUAAAUGGAGUACUUGUACUGAAGGGCAGUGAUCUGCAGGAACUGACGAGCAGACUGUGUCAUUUUGGAGCUGCAGUCUGUAAACACAGUGCACAUUUUUCAGGGAGAUAAGUUUAAUUUGCCUCCGCAGGCUGUUAAUAUGUGAUAAAUAAUGUGCCACGUUCAUAAUCACGUUAAGUAAAUUUAAGAGUCACGUGUUUUGUGGCAUUGCUCAAUAACACACAUGGGGAGUGGUGGCACAGUGGUUAGAGAAGGUG